AUGUUGGUGGCUCGAUGUGCUCAACGAUUACCGUUGUUAAUACAUCGUCGACAUAUUAGUUUAUCCAGCUCCUCCUACUCUGUUCUCAACAACGUCUGGGACCGCGUGAAAGGACUUUUUACUGAGAACGAUAAGGAAAAUUUCCAUGAGGAAUUUAUUCGAAGAUCACAUAAGUCCGAUCGAAUUAAUAGCGAUGAAUGGAUGCUGAUUUAUCGAGACCACGGUGCGUCUCGGUCUUUCUUCGUAAUUUCUGUGGCUUUUCCCUUAUUUCUUGCUGGUUUGGCAAUUUUUGGGUAUGAGGUUUCUACCAAACCCCAAACCGAGAGGAAUAAAUUUGUGCAGCGACUGGCAAAGGAUGCCGAAGAGGUUGGUCUUUUGGCCAUUUUGCCUGCUAUAACAGCUUCUAUUGUGAUAUUCUUUUUGCUACGGAUACAUCAGCUACGAAUAUUGAGGAUUUAUCAGAACAAGAAGAGUGUGAACGAAUAUUUAGCUGUCGGGCCAAAACGAUUGCUCGAGAAGCAUCAGAUCCCCUUCAGUCGCGAGUAUGCGACCGCAUGUUAUUUCGCGGAUGAAAAAACAGGUUUUGCAAGGAUACUGGCUCAAGCUCUCUUAGGAAACAUGCAGAUUAAAAAUCGACGAUUUCUCAUCUCUGACGACGCAUUUCUCGCAAACAACUACCGAUCAUACAUGUUAAACGAGACAAGCACACCACCACGUCUGCGGUAA
Necator americanus (New World hookworm) is the source of this 726-nucleotide messenger RNA. RefSeq lists its product as uncharacterized. NCBI's taxonomy places the organism in Eukaryota, Metazoa, Nematoda, Chromadorea, Rhabditida, Ancylostomatidae. Bases 1 to 726 code for a protein of 241 amino acids. The record is from RefSeq and is a predicted model, not a curated record. The transcript has 6 exons.